AUGGCGUAUGAAAUAGGUGGAAUGUUCGCACAACAACCACAUCAUCCUCACAGUAUUUGGUCAUCGGGUACGGUUCAACUCACUAUUCCAGGUUUAAUACCAACAAUGAAUACUUUAAUGAGCGCUAAUGCGUCGUAUGUGGCAAAUCAUCAUCAGUUAGAUCUGCAUACUUCAAAAGCCGAAUCAAUCCAAGGUUAUGGACAGCUGACUUGGCUAUCCGGUAAAGCCGGUCUGAUUACAUGCAAGAAUAAAAUGGUCAUAUCAUUCCAGAUUAAAGACUUUUGUGAUCAGAUGCUUACGGAUCUCACUUCGGUGCUUCGUGUGGGCUUCACUUUGUCAUUUCAAGCAUCACUCAACGAAACAAACGAGUAUACAGCGACACUAGUUUAUCCACUCUAUGGACAAGUUGCGGAACAAGUGUUUUUGAAUGCACCCGAAGUCGACUUAGAAAAGGCAUGUCCGACACCACCGAGUUCAAAGGAUGCCUAUUCACCAGUUAUUGAAGCCAGAGCAGUUCCUACUUUGUUAGCGAUCUUUCAACGCCACGCGCUUACACAAAUCCAGCUAAGCAGCUUACAUUCUCAAAUGUCAAAUUGUGCUGACGAUGAGCUAUUUCGUUAUGUUGGUACGUCUUCACUGAAACGCCGCCAGUUUGUUGAGCGUCGCACUCACCUGUUUCGUUUGACACCUGAGGAUAACAUUGCACUUCAGAGCCCAGCUGUCUACCUUUGUGUGCUUCGCCUUGCGUCCUAUCUUCUACGCCGUGGUGGUGCAACUGCCAUUCAAAGCCUCUACGAUUACUUUAUUGGUCCCGAUAUGGCGCCUGAAAUACGAGAUCAAAUUGGUGAAAGUCGUCAAGAAUUCCUUAAUUUGGUUGUAAGCCAUCCAUGGAUUUUUGCUUUGUUCCCUAACCGUACGUAUGUAUCAGUACGCCGCAACUUGCCUCACUACGAUUAUCCAGGUUUUAUUAAGCAGCAUUUUCCCGACCUGGACGUGCUGCGUCCAUCGUCAGCGCGAGGAUACGGACCUCGUCCAAUCGCACGUUCUAUGUCUGCUCAUCAGCCGCUAGUCCAAGCACUCUCAAACAAUCGUAGUGCUGUUGGCGGGUCGCUGGUUCAAGCUGGUAGUCGUCCUGUUUCUCUUUGGGAUAACAGAAACAGUAUCUCACAGGUUUCUCGAUUACUUCUUUUUUGUUAUUGUCUUUAA
Molecule: messenger RNA, 1206 nt
Organism: Angiostrongylus costaricensis
Lineage: Eukaryota; Metazoa; Nematoda; Chromadorea; Rhabditida; Metastrongylidae
Source: the annotation of a GenBank genome assembly